AGAUGGAUUAUUCCACCAAAACUCUUGCUGCUGGCUGCUUUGGGAAGAUAUACAGGGAGAAGUACAAUGACACCUGGGCUGCAAUCAAGAAGGUGCCACAACACUUAAUCAAUAGGACAGACCUGGAGAGAGAGUGUCAAGUAUACAAGUGAGUAUGACAGAUAAUGUGCUAUCAUGGUAUAAUAAUAAUAAUGUGCCAUUUAGCAGACGCUUUUAUCCAAAGCGACUUACAGUCAUGCGUGCAUACAUUUUUUUUUUUGUGUAUGGGUGGUCCCGGGGAUCGAACCCACUACCUUGUCGUUACAAGCGCCGUGCUCUACCAGCUGAGCUACCAGCUGAGCUAAAUGGUGAUGAUAUCAGAGAUGGUGUUGAUGAGGGUGCUGAUGAAGGUCACUACAGAAGUGCUUAGUUGUGCUGUCUGUAGACUCCAAUGCCCUCAUAACCCUUUCUCUCCAUUUUAUGUCACACUCUCUCUGUGACCUGGGACUCCAGUAAGGCAAUUCAUCCUAACAUAGUGAAGCUUCUGGGUAAUCCAACACUCAAGGACUCUAAGUGGAUCAUCCCCAUGGAGUUCAUUUUUGGAGAGGAACUGGAGACAACCAUCUUCAAAUCACAAAAAUCUAAAAUACAGGUAGGUCUAUGGAUCCCACCUCUUCCACCAAACAUGCAUGCGACAGUGUUGAUGAAAGUUCACAUAGUAAAACUUUUCUAUCUGAAAUAUCUGCUAAAUAAGUAUCUAGGCCUACAGGAUUUUCAGGGGGCCUUCCCAAAAUUAUUAAAAUAUUUCUAUGUGCAAUUUAGCUCAUCAGUUGAUAAUCAAAGCCUUUGUUCCCCCACAGUUGACUCCAUCUAUAAAGGCCACCAUCAUCACAGGCAUGUGUGAAGGACUACUUCACCUACACAGCAAAGAUAUCGUCCAUCAGGACCUCAAGCCUGACAACAUCAUGGUGAGAAAGGCAAUAAAGUUGUUUUUGUUGUUCUGAUGUUCUUCAUUAAUGAUGCAAGACUUUAGAAGCAGUUGUUCAUCUGUUGUUGGGAGUAAAGGACAUUAUCACUGUAAAUAAAUAGACUAGAUACAGUAUAAAACGAAAUUUCUCCACCCCUCUCAAAUGAUCUCUUCCAGGUAGAGCAUGGCACUCACCGAGCUGUGAUCAUUGAUAUGGGACUGGCCAAAUUCUUCCGCAAUGGCCUAAAUUCUGCCAUGGAUAUGGGCAACGAGGCUUACUCUCCCCCUGAGGUCCUGCAGAGGAGGGGCCAGCGAGAUCAGCGCUCAGACGUGUGGGCUAUGGGUAAAAUCAUUGCCGAACUUUAUGCCAGAGUCAGGCUGCACACCCCCAGCGUCUGUCCAACUAAGAUCCAGGAGACCCUCAGACUCCAAGGCCAGCAGUACUGUAAUGCUGUCUGUAGGAUGGUGCAGAGCGACCCCACAGUGCGAGCCACCAUGGCCGGGAUCAUGCCAGAGAUACGAAGGGCAGGGGGAGGUGGCAACACCGGGGAGAAACAAAGAGGACAUCUUCUGACACCCUUUCCUCACACUGAGGUAAAAGACACCUUGCCACAUCCUCAAGCUCCUGUACAGCACUCACUUUCUCCGAGAUUUGAGCGUGCAGCUUUUCCAAAGCCUGAGGUCAAGACAACACUAAGUCCUCAAGCUCCUGUACAGCGUUCACCAUCUCCAUCGAGAUUUGGGCGCAAUGCUUUACCAAGGCCUGAGGCCAAGACGCUAGUGGGAUCUCCUGUGAGAGCGCCUUCUCGAUCCAGAUGGGAGCCUACAGCUUCUCCAAAGCCUGAGGUCAAGACGCUAGUGCGAGCUCCUGUUCGAGCGCCUUCUCCAUCGAGAUGGGAGCGUGCAGCCUUGCCAAAGACUGAGGUCAAGACUGAGGUCAAGACAACACUGCAACCACAACCUGUACAGCGGUCACCUUCCCCAUCAAGAUGGGAGUGGGCAGCCUCUCCAAAGCCUGAAGUCAAGAACUCACCGUCUCCCCAUCCAAAGGUAGACCAGUGUAAUGCAUUGGUUCCAUCAGGCAUGGCUCAACCCAGUCAAGAUGUCAUGAAACAGCUUCUCUACAAAGAGGCGUCGAAGGGUCUCCCAUGCCCACUCCCCACAACGGGCAAGGUGCGAAUCCGCCGCUAUGAGCAAAGAAAUGGUGAAGUGGAGACUUGGGAGCAAAAGGAGGUGGAGACUGAAGGAGGGAGGAUAGUCAAGUUUGAGGAUGUGAUGUUUAACAACAAGUCGUAA
Molecule: messenger RNA, 2242 nt
Organism: Coregonus sp. 'balchen'
Lineage: Eukaryota; Metazoa; Chordata; Actinopteri; Salmoniformes; Salmonidae
Source: the annotation of a GenBank genome assembly